AUGAGCAAAGAUGCCAUCAAGAAAAUUCAAAAGCUUAAAGAAUCACAGGAUAAAUGUGACACGAUCAGCCAAGAUGUCAUGAAGAAAGAUCAGGAUGUUACAAAGUUUCGCAAUUUGUGGAAGAAAGCCGCCAUGGAGCAUGAUAAGUUCCGAGCCAGUGGACAAGGGUUCUACCAGAUCACGGACGAGUAUCUUGUGGAGCUCAUCAAUCAUCUCAGACUCAAUAUUCGAGACCUUUCGAUCCAGUACUUUGACGGUAUCGCUCUGAAAGGAGAUCGAUUUACCGUUUAUCAGCCGCACUAUUUCAACCACCUGAAUAACACUACUCUAGAACGCAAAGGAUACAUGCGAUAUCUCGAAUCACCUACAAGAUCCCAUGAAGUCGUUCAAGCAUUUCUUUGGAGAGUCAUCGUCCAUGAAAUCUUUGACAAGUUUGAAUGGCUUGGUGCAGACACCUGUGACGACUUUCGACACCUCAGGACCGACGAUCAUGUCAAACGUAUUAUAAACACGGUUAGCAAUGUCCUCAUAAAGGAUAGGGAGAGGAGCUUCAAAAACCAACUGUCAGCGAUUAUUACUAAAGCAUUUGCUUUGGACAAGGAGAUUAGUCGCCAGGUUGCGCGUGUGAUCUGGAGAUUCAAUGUUUUCCAACUAGAAGAAAACGCUGAUCACCCCGAUGCCGCCCCCAGCAAACCAGGUCUGGUUAUGGCCCCAGCUGUUUUUAAGAGGGGCAAGUCUACAGGUGAAGGAUUUGAUCAUGAGACAAAGCUGCUGGAUAUAGUAGAGGGCAGUAAAUAA
Messenger RNA from Fusarium subglutinans, 798 nucleotides. RefSeq lists its product as uncharacterized. The transcript has 2 exons. The record is from RefSeq and is a predicted model, not a curated record. Bases 1 to 798 code for a protein of 265 amino acids. Lineage: Eukaryota; Fungi; Ascomycota; Sordariomycetes; Hypocreales; Nectriaceae.